Messenger RNA from Paramuricea clavata, 5988 nucleotides. Lineage: Eukaryota; Metazoa; Cnidaria; Anthozoa; Malacalcyonacea; Plexauridae. The record is from the annotation of a GenBank genome assembly.
AUGCCACAAGUAACUAGGAAACCCGUUCGUGUUCCUAAGACAAUGUUCGCUCCAUCACGGGUUGAAAUUAAACAAAGUUCUGAAGAGAAACGGCCAAUACGGUGGGACAUUUUCAUAUUUGAUAAUUGACAAUUUGUGUACAUUUAACAUUUUAACAUGAUUUUGUAUAUUGGUAUUUAUGUGUCAACUAGUACAUUAUCGACAUGCAUUAGUUAAAUCUUUACUAUAGCAUUACAUAUGAAAAGCUAGUUCAUGAACUUACAAGUAGUAUUUCAUUUCAAGUACUUAUUUUUUUAACUUUUUGAGAGUUAUAAUUACAACGAAGUGACUAUAUGACCGGCAGCCGGUCACGGUUUAUCAAAUACUAAAUGGCCGGCAGUCUAGUGACUAUUGUUAAAGUUGAAUUUUUAUAAGAUAAACCUAUCCCCAACCCCAAACCCUUUUCUAACCCUAAGUCCUAACCCUAACCUUUUGAGAGUUAGAAAAGUCGGGAAAAAAAGUUUAAACAUUUUUAUGAAAAAACAAUGCUAAGUCAAACAAAACACAUCCCGACCCCGACUGCGUUUAACUUUUCGCACGCAGCGCCCUUGCCGUAUGAGCUAACGGCAAGCUCGGUAAAAGUUAACGCAAACAAAAGUUUUUAUAUUCAACUAUAGUCACUAGACUGCCGGCCAUUUAGUAUUUGAUAAACCGUGACCGGCUGCCGGUCAUAUAGUCACUUUGUUAUAAUUAUGAUAGAAAACUAGGCAGAAAAAAAAGUUAAAAAAAUUUUAAGAAAAAAAAAGCUAAGUCAGACAAAACACCCAGACUAUGUUUCACUUUCCGCACACAGUGCCAUUACCGUAUUACCAAGGUGCAUUCCCAGACUGCAUUUUCUCCACCGUGCGCGGAAGAUCUUCCGCGCGCAUUUUUGAUGCUUUCUAUAUAUUUACUAUUAAAUUUUCGAAAUCUUCCGCGCGCAAUUUCCAAACUUUGCAGUCUGGGUGCAUUCCAUGUAAACUCUACGCCGAAGAUACGCCAACAUUAACUAUAGAUAGUAUUGUAAUUUGCCAAACUCACACAGGAUAUCUUCGCACUUUUGUGCACAGAAUGCACCCUAGUCUCCUACGCAGCCUGUUCGCGGGUCCGAGGUUUUCUGUACGUGGGGAGAAAACCUCGGACCCGCGAACAGGCUGCGUAGGAGACUAAAUGCACCCUGGAUAUGCUUUUAACGGCACGCUCACUAAAAGUUACCACAAACAAAUGUCUAUCUGUGUGUUUGUCCGUCUGUCUGUUGGUGUGUGUCCGUCUGCUUGUCUGUUGAUAGGAACAUUUGUGUGACUAUAGUGGCAUUGCCCAAGGACAAAUUGAUUAAAUUUUGGUUAAAUUUGGAUGAACAUUCAAUGAGAAGUUAGCAAAACAUUGUUGUGCUUUACUGGGCUGAGUAUAAGUUGAAUAAUUAUGUAAUUAGCCGAUUGUGUAAUUGAUGUGCAUGAUUCAUAAUUUAAUUUGCUGGCACUGAUAUUCAAUCUUUCAUUGCCCAGAGGCGUAGGCAGGGGGACCCAUCCCCGCCCCUGGUAAAAUUUUGCCCCCCCCCCCUGGUAAAAUUUUGCCCCCCUUGAGAAAAUUCAUUCUAUAAAAUAAGUGGAACCUGGCCCCACCUAGAUUUUUGCUCCCCCCCUGACCAAAAAUCCUGGCUAUGCCUCUGUCAGUGCCCUCAUUUAUUAAUCUUUAUAUUUGUAAAUACAAUUUUCUAGGGCAAAGUUGAGAGUAUCUUCAAGUCGAGAGUCCAGAGUGAAUCAUGAUAAACCAUGGGAAAACAUGUCAUUGGCUGGUGCGUUACCACCACUGGCAACCACAGUUACGUCAAUCAAUCAAUCACAUGAAUUGGAGGUAUUAAAAAUAGGGAGAAUAUAAUACAUUAACAAAUUAACUCUUUAAGAGCCAAUGCACCCUGAUAAACUCUACUUUAUUAUUUAAAUUUACUCUGUCUAAACGUCAGACAAUUUUACUCAUCAAGGGGAGAGUCAGUGCUGCUUUCACUCAAUGGGUUUAAUUAAAUUAAGCCCUUUGAGUGGCAUUGCACACAAUGUGUCCUACUUUAAUUGUUAUUUUAAUUUGUCCACUGACAAUUUUAACUCUGUGUCAAAGUAAUGGUAUUCAAUGGAUUAAACCAAUUAACAUGCAAAACUCGUCCCUUGACGAGUAAAAUCGUCUGGUGUUAGACAGAGUAAAUACUAAAGCAGGGCAUGUGGGGUGCAUUCCAUGUUAACUAAAGGUUGACAGGACGUAAUGGCAGAUAGUCUUGUUAACCCAUUAACGUCCAAGACUCUUCCCUUGACAAGUAAAAUUGUCUGGCAUUAGAUAGAGUAAAUGCUAAAGCACAUUGGGGUGCAUUGUGCAUUAAGGGUUAAGAUUACAGGACACCCUUUUUGGCGUUUUGCGGAAAAUCGCUACUGCGCGCUCAAUAUCAGUCCGAUUUUCAUCAAAUUUUCACCAAAUGUUCUCCAGUGCAUGUAAAAUAUGGUAAAGUUGUAAAAUUAGCAAGCAAUAACAUAAUGUAAGAAUUAUUCAGGAAAAUCUUAAAUCACGGUACCGUUACGCUUUUGAGUUGUGCUCCUGCUGGUUUUAAGUUAUAUUUAUGAAAAUAUCAUUUUUAUACAGUAAAAUAGUUGUUCUAAAAAACUGUGUUCGGAAAUUUUUGUUUAUUUCAUCAUUCCACUGAUUCUUUGACGACUGCAAUAUAUUUCUGAAUUGUUUGAGUGAAUUGCUCUUUAUUUUUAAAAUAUUCAAAAUGAAAAAAAAAAGCCGAACACCAUUUUGAAACUGACGUCUUUAGCUAUGUCCUGUGAAAAUUUGAGAAAAAUUGGUUAAAACCCGCAGGAGCACAACUCGUUUGAAAAUCAGUAAUUCACGUAAAAUUUUUCGGGAGAAAAUUGAAUUUGAAUAUUACAUUUUCAAUGUUUUUCUUAUUGCAGCGAAAUGUAUUUUAUUAAAUAACUCUGCGAGUCUUCAACAUUUUUCGUUCAAACUUGGUCAGAUAGUAGAACUAGUCUAAUGCUUUCAUGGAAACAAAUAAAAAAAAUUUAGACAAAAUUGACACUCAAAGGUGUUCUGUAACCUUAAUCAGAUUGUUUGGACCACAGAAUAUUUUUUAUUUAAUUACCUUUCAUUUGAACUGUAAAAUGACGGAGUUAAUGUUUUGUGCAGAGCACUCGAAAUGUGGAAGCAGCUGAAGCCAGUGGCAACCAAACAUCGUCUGACUGGCUUGUGAGACACAGCUUGGAGUCUGAGGGCCUAACAAUUGAUCAUCUCAUGAAGCAAGGAAUAUUGAUCAGGUUUUUUUGUUCAUCAAUAGAUUGCCUGUUACAAUAUAUAACAAAUUAAUCAAUCAAUAGCUCAAUUGAUUAAUCAAUAAAUUACUCAGUAAAUCAAUUGAUCACUCACAUACUUAACGAUUUAAUCAAUAGAUGAACUAAUUGAUAGAUCACUCUAUCAAUCCAUUGAUCACUCUAUCAAUUAAUAGAUUAUUCUAUCAAUCAAUAGAUUACUGUAUGAAUCAAUUGAUCACUCUAUCAGUCAGCAGAUGACUUAAUCAACCAAUUGAUAGAUCACUCUAUCAAUCAAUAGAUCACUCUAUCAAUCAGUAGAUCACUGUAUGAAUCAAUAGAUCACUCUGUCAAUCAAUAGAUUACUCUAUCAAUCAAUAGAUCGCUGUAUGAAUCAAUAGAUUACUCUAUCAAUCAAUUGAUCACUCUAUCAAUCAAUUGAUCACUCUAUCAGUCAGUAGAUGACUCAACCAACAAAUAGAUUAACCAAUUGAUAGAUCACAUACUCUAUCAAUCAAUAGAUUACUCUAUUAAUCAAUAGAUCACUGUAUGGAUCAAUAGAUUACUUUAUCAAUCAAGUGAUCACUCUAUCAGUCAGUAGAUGACUCAAUCAACCUAUAGAUUAACCAAUUGAUAGAUCACUCUAUCUGCAUGUUUAUCAAUCAAUCAAUAAAUCACUCUGUCAAUCAAUGAAUGCCAAUAAAUUAAUGAAUAUAUUACCUAACCAAUCAAUCUGUCGUUCAAUACAUCAGCCAAUCAUAACCUGAGUCAACAGAACUUUAAGUACAUCAGUUUUGUUGAGUUCAUCACUAAAUUCUACAUUUUGUUUAACUUUGUUAACCAGACCUCCUGCAGGAUACCCAGAUACCACUCCUCAUUUGAAAUUUGAAGCAAAAGUCAUUAAACAGUUUGAAUUUAAGUUGGCAAGACUCGUUGAAGAAUGUCAAAAACGAAUUGACUGGCUCAUGGAGGGAAGUCGGAAGGUAGACUCUUGUUCAAACUUUCGUUUUACUAAAUAAAUUUAUAUGUUGAUGAAAUUUUAUAUUGGAGUGCAUCAAUCUUGGGUCUGGCCAACCCCUGUGUCUCUUUGGAAAGACCCAGUCCUAAUAUUAUUUACCUGAAUCCCAAUCUAAUAGACUAAUUCAGUUGAUAGACUUUAGAACUGAUAGAAAGUUUGAAAAAUGCCUGACUCAGGCUGACUGUAGUUAUCAAAUUUUUUGUAAUCUUGUUACAACACCUUGGAACACGAAGUAUGAACAACUCCAGUGCUUAAUUAGUUCCAUUUAUUCUGGAAAUCUAAUGAUCUAUGUGUGUAUACACAUUUGGUCUUACCCAAGACCAUUUCUAUCAUAAAAAAUUACAACUGUUACUAUAGUUGAAGGUAUGAGCUCCUGAUAUUGGCAAUCAGUGGAACAACUAAUUGUGAUAUAUUUAUAAAGUGUCAAAAUCAGAACAGCAAAAACUCUCUAAGCGUAUUAAAUUAUUUUUUCAGAUUUCCUAAUAAUUAUAAAAUACAAUAUAUGAUGCAUUUUGUAGAUAUUUGGUUUACUGAAAGGACAAAGAGUGGCCAUUCUUAUCGACACGUCCGAUGCAAAUUGUGGUUAUGGACGGCUUGAUCUUUUACAGCAAUCACUACAGGUGCAAAAUUACGAGAAUUAGCAAAUAUGAUUGGCAGACAUUCCAACUCUCCCGUUUUUACCGGGAGUCUCCCGAAAAUUCAUGCAACUCCUGGUCCUGGUCUCCCGAUUUUUAUGAAAUUCUCCCGAUUUUUCAGAAUAUUCAGGAAAUAUCGUAAAAAAUUAUAAAUAUACUGUUUUUAGCACCAUAAUAGUCUGUCUUGACCUUUUUAUGAAGUUACUUUAUGGCAAUUUAUAGGAUCACUUAUAACAACAUACUCCCAAAAUGCAGGAAACGCCAUUUCAGAAGACUUAAUUUUUAUUGUUUUUUCCCAAAAGAACUAGAUUUGAAUUCAUUGAACAGUCUCCCUAAAUUUUACCUCCAAUAGUUGGAAUGUCUGGAUUGGCUUACUUUUGUCGUAGACGAAAUGUUGUAAAAUACGGAAAAUAUAGCCUUGCGAAGUUUGCAUAUUUUGUACAUGUUUGUAUUACGUGCGGAAAUUGUUACCAUUUUUGAGCCGAAAAUGGUAACAAUUUCCGCACGUACGUAAUACAAACAUUCCCUUCUCUUUACUUAGAUUAAAAUUUAGUCUAUAACAUGCAAGUUGUCCAUUAUAUGUUAAUUGAAAAAACUUUCAAUGAAUAAUUUUCGAAUAGCUUCACUUAUAUUGCACUCUUCAAUCACGAAUUAACAAAUGUCCACCCACAAAUUAGAACUACUACACAUAGGCGUCGAAAGAUCGAUAAGUGAGCGCGGGACCAUAUUCAUAUAUUCGUGUUCUGCAUUAUUAAUUUCUUUUGGAAUCGAUUGUUUUUAAGGUAUGUGAACACGAAUAUAUGAAUAUGGUCCCCCCACUUAUCGAUCUUUUGACGCCUAUGCUACUACAUCAUGUUUUAUGUUCUCCAGUGAAAGUUAUAUACAACAAGCAAUGAGCGGAUGAUAUCGUUUAUUUUCAGGGAUUAAUUAAUGAACAACUGGUAAACAAAGACCAGCUAUACUUGCUUUCAUUUGGUUCACAAGUUGAUCCUAUCUGGGAAGCGAUUCAUGACGUAAACUGUAGAAU